UGGGCGCCGGGCGGGGAGCGGGGAGCCGCGCUCUGGGGGUUCGCGGCUCUAGGUGGUGCCAGUGCCGGGGCCUGGGCGUCCCCCCCUCCCCUCGGUGCUGCUCUGUGGGUCCCGCCCUGCCACUGCCUUUGAGGAGGCCCCGCGUGGCCCGGGCGAGGAGUUGAAAAACCCAGAACGGGAGCGAGACAGAGAGCGCGCCCCCAGACCCCGCCGCGCCGAGCGCCGGGGGGGCCGAGGGGCUGGGCCGGGCGGUCGCUCGGCGGCGGGAGCGCGGCGCGCCGAGCAGCGCCCGCGGCCACUUGCCUCGUCCCCCUCCUCUUCCCCGCGCCCCCCCUGUAGCGGGUGGGGAGCCCGAGAGCGAGACGGCGAAAGGGAAAGCCGCCCCGCAGCCAGCCGGCGGGCGCGCGCGGGGACCCAUGGCUUCGCUGUACCAGCGCUUCACGGGCAAGAUCAACACCUCCCGGUCCUUCCCGGCGCCCCCGGAGGCCAGCCGCCUGCUGGGCGGCCAGGGGCCCGAGGACGACGGCGCGGGGCCCAAGCCCCUCGGAGCCCAGGCGACCGCGGCGGGGCCCCGGGAGCGCGGCGGCGGCGCGGGCGGCCGGCCCCGGUUCCAGUACCAGGCGCGGAGCGACUGCGACGACGAGGACGAGCUGGUGGGGAGCAACCCUCCACAAAGGAACUGGAAAGGAAUAGCAAUCGCACUGCUUGUGAUUCUGGUCAUCUGCUCCUUGAUUGUCACCUCCGUCAUACUGCUGACACCAGCGGAAGACAAUAGCCUGUCUCAGAAGAAGAAGGUCACAGUGGAAGACCUCUUCAGCGAGGAGUUCAAAGUUCACGACCCCGAGGCUAAGUGGAUAAGUGAUAAAGAAUUCAUCUACAGAGAGCAGAAAGGAAGUGUGAUACUGCGGAAUGUUGAAACAAAUAGUUCCACAGUGUUAAUAGAAGGCAAAAAAAUUGAAUCACUAAGAGCCAUCAGAUAUGAAAUAUCUCCAGAUAAAGAAUAUGCCCUCUUCUCAUAUAAUGUGGAACCCAUAUAUCAGCACUCCUAUACUGGAUAUUAUGUCCUGAGCAAAAUUCCUCACGGGGACCCUCAAAGUCUCGACCCCCCGGAAGUCAGCAACGCAAAGCUUCAGUACGCAGGAUGGGGCCCUAAGGGUCAGCAGCUGAUAUUUAUCUUUGAAAACAACAUCUACUACUGCGCCCACAUCGGGAAGCAGGCCAUCCGCGUGGUCUCCACGGGCAAGGAAGGCGUGAUUUACAACGGCCUGAGCGACUGGCUGUACGAAGAGGAGAUUUUGAAGACCCACAUCGCCCACUGGUGGUCUCCGGAUGGUACGAGGCUCGCCUAUGCCACCAUCAACGACUCCCGCGUGCCCAUCAUGGAGCUCCCGACCUACACGGGCGCCGUGUACCCCACCGUGAAGCCCUACCACUACCCCAAGGCUGGAUGUGAGAACCCCAGUAUUUCCCUGCACGUCAUCGGCUUAAAUGGACCCACCCAUGACCUGGAGAUGAUGCCGCCGGAUGACCCCCGAAUGAGGUUUGCUUCCUUCCCUGAGUUAUGUAAAAACGUAAUAAUAAUUAGACGCCUGUUCAUGUACCUGGUCCCUUCAGGCUCAGAUGUAUUAUACUGGUAGUUUAAACA
Hipposideros armiger (great roundleaf bat) is the source of this 1645-nucleotide messenger RNA. Its product is annotated as dipeptidyl aminopeptidase-like protein 6. Gene Ontology annotation, cellular component: plasma membrane; voltage-gated potassium channel complex. The transcript has 10 exons. Bases 417 to 1637 code for a protein of 406 amino acids. Gene Ontology annotation, molecular function: potassium channel regulator activity. Lineage: Eukaryota; Metazoa; Chordata; Mammalia; Chiroptera; Hipposideridae. The record is from RefSeq and is a predicted model, not a curated record. Gene Ontology annotation, biological process: proteolysis; regulation of potassium ion transmembrane transport.